Molecule: messenger RNA, 1497 nt
Organism: Mesorhabditis belari
Lineage: Eukaryota; Metazoa; Nematoda; Chromadorea; Rhabditida; Rhabditidae
Source: the annotation of a GenBank genome assembly
AUGCCUCAUUUUGAAGGAGAAUCAUUGCUACUCAAAUCAAAUUCGAUAUCGGAUAACCAAACUUUUUGCUCGUUUCAUCCCGAGAUUCAUCCUGAUCAUUUGGUCAAACGUUUACUCGUUUCGAUCUCUCGAAAAUCAAGAGUUCAAUCUUUUCAAUCGGCUUCUGAACAUAAAUUGAGAUUCAAAGCUGGUUUAGAGGAAAUUGAGAUCGAAUCGGUGAAUCAAGGGCAACGAUUUGGGAGAGAAUAUCGAUUGGGAAAUGGGAAAUCCGAGGAAAUUGAAUCACCGUUGACAAGUGUUUGCAAUGUUGAGAGUGGAGAAGAGCACACAUUGGAUCGGAUUAGAGAAGCCGAGAUGAAGGCCUUGUUGACGAAUUCGGAUAUUGUUUUGUUGAACAACUGUGUCCGCGUGGAGAUGAUUGACUGGCAAAUGAAAGUGAAAAGGAUCACCGAUCCAUUCAUUCGAAAUCUUGAUGAGCUUUUCGCGAUCAUUUAUGGCCUCAAAGUGAGCGAGCUCUUCUUCUUCCAUCAACCCGCGUGUUUCCAAGGGAAAAGCGCCUCGAAAUUCGUCGAUCGGUUUUUGACACACAAAAUGAUUCAAUCACUAAAAUGGCUAAAAAUGGAAUGCGAACAGAAAUGGCUACAGAAAUUCGCAACGCUGAAAAUCCCGAAAAUGUUUCUUCUAAUCAAUUCGGCGUCAAAAAAUGAAUCGAAAAAAUUUCUUUAUGAUUUAGAGGAAUUUUCGGAGAAAAUCAUUAAGCAAUGGGAAUCGGGAGAAAGAGAGCUCAACUAUGUGCAUAUUUAUGUUAAUCCCUGGGUCUACGAGAGGAAAAAUUACGAGAUGAAAAAUUUCGUUACCGAUACUUUGGCAACGAAGCUAACGGAUGAAAGGGAUGGUUCUUUUAAUGUUCCCAACAUCGAUCAACGCUUCAGAUUGAUUAAAAGAAGAAUUGAUAGCAAAGGCCUUCUAAUCGUUUCCGGGGAAAACGGGAUCAUCUUCGUCGAAUGUGACUACAAUUUCCGAAGAAAUCGUGGCCUUGGCAAUACUUACUCACAAAUUUUGAACCUCAUCGAUCCAAUUGACGAUCUUCUGGAGGGCAUUUGGAGUCAUGAAUUAACAGAAUGGGGCAGACAAAGAAGAACUGGAAAAACGAAAACGAAACAAGAUAAACUCGACGAAUAUCAUUUGAUUUUAGAAAAUUCUAAUCAUUUUCUAAAGAUUUUGAAAUUGGAUGAGGAUUUUGAGAGAGAGAAAGCGAUUUUGCGAAGGUAUUUGGAUGAAUGGAUUGCGUUCAGUGAAAUGACGCCGAGAAGGGAACUGGCCAUUGAUCAACUCUGGAAUAAUCUAAAGCAGAAGAUCAACGUCAUCGAUUCUUUCUACGAAUACGAUUCCUAUCCGGAUGAACUCAACUUUGACAACACAAAGUACAAGAAAGCGCUCGAAUUUGCGGAAGAGUACAAAGAGACGGGAAAAAGGAUGGGAACGAUUUUUCGUUUC